CUAAUUUAUCUCUUGUCGCCACCAUCAGUCGGUUCCCAGCAGACUGGAUAGACCAGCUCAGAUCAACCGCUGCUAGUGCAUGCUGUCUACUCCAAAGUGGCCAGGCACAGCCACCCACGGCUCGGUGGUCCCGGAAAUUCCACUCGAGGCGCCGCACGCCGUGCCAUAUGCUGCUUGGCUUUUGGGGAGGAUACGUCAUUCAAUAUGUUGCCAAGAAAACAAUCUGUUGUCCAAUCUCCCUCUGCUUGGCUGGUAAAUUCAACGCCAGACAAUGGAAUCAUCCACUCGGGGCGUUUUCUAACUACAGAGGGCAGCUGGACCAGGAACACCCUCUGUGCUGUGACCAAUCGGCAGCAGCCCUACCAAACACCAGGGUUCAGCGCAGAGCACAGCGCAAGAACGCCUACAGCGCCCGGCCAGUUCGUGACUGACCUUGGUCCGGUGGUGCAGCGCAGGCCAGCAGACCUCUGGCGGAUGAGGCAAACCGCCCACUCGUGCUGCAGCCCCGUGUGCGCAUUGUAGAAGAUGAUGUUUUAAAAAAGCGAAAUACAGGCGCUGAGCGGUGUAUUAAAUAUCAGGCUGAACGUAUUUUGUCUUUAUCCACCUCUUCUUCCUUCUUUUCCUUUUUCUUCUUCUUUUUUUCUUUUUCGCCUAACCUGCUGCUACUGCUACAUCUCUGCUGUUACGACUGCUUUCGCGCCAAAACUAGCACCCACGCUUACAGCGGUCUACAGCGCCCUGCCCUCGUCCCCCUCCCCCCAAAAUACCACACCACACCCCUCGCCACGCCCUACAAGCCUCCACUAAAAAGCUCACUUUUUGUUUUAUUUUCUCACCAAAUCCUUCCCCUUCGGCGGCCUUUGUUCUUUUUUCGGCGCUGGCUUUCCCCGCCACACACACCCGCCCCCGCCGCGCGCUACUCCUCUCGCUGCUGCCACUGCGACGCUGCUGCGCUAAAGGCUCUUCCUGCGGUCCCCCAACCUCGUCCAUACACACAACAACCGCAUCGCCGCCGCUACCGUCACUUUUUUUUUUCUUGUUUCCCUCUUUACUGGCUGCUCCCCGUUGUUUUUGGUAAUCAAUCCUGCCUGUCUUUUACAGACUAUUUUUUGCAUUGCCAGUCACAGGCCACCGCCCUUUUUCCGUCGAUUCGCUCGCCGCCUUGGGCGCAAAACCAGCCUCGGCGAUAGCAUCACUACACCCUCGACGCGCGACUUGAGCCUAUAAACAACUCCCCAAAGACUGCAAUGUCGACCUACCAGGGCCACGGGCGGAACUCGUCCUAUGGCGGUUCCCCCCGAACCCAGUACAAUGGAAACCAUCCCCCGUAUGACCGCCCGUAUCGUUCGCACCGUCGUCGUCCACUUUCCCGUUCUCGUUCCCGCCCUCGCUAUGCUCCCCGCCCUCUUUAUUCUAUUCGUCCUCUUCGUCCGCUCCGUCCCCUUAUCCCCUUGAAACCCAUUGAACCCAUCCGCUCUAUACGCUCCCGUUCAUUAUCGUCUAACCCGUACAGCAGACCGCCUCAGCAGCAGCAGUAUCAUGGACACUACCCACAGCAGGGUGGCCGUUCUCCGCAGCCUGGCUACAACCCAUACCAGCAGCCCCCGCCUCAGCAACAGUACUACCAGCCGCAUCCGCAGCAACAGCAGCAGUACCAUUCGCCGCAGCCCUACCAGCAAGGCCCGCCUCAAGGCUACCGGCCAUCCUCCUCCUCCGCGCGACCCAUCCAGCCGCCGCCCCAGAACCCGCAGCAAUUCGGCUCUGGCGCCCCCUCCGACUACUCGUUCCAAUACUCGCAGUGCACCGGCCGCCGCAAGGCCCUGCUCAUCGGCAUUAACUACUUUGGCCAGCGCGGCCAGCUACGCGGCUGCAUCAACGACGUGCGCAACAUGACAUCGUACCUCUCGGAGCACUUUGGCUACCGCCGCGAAGACAUGGUCAUUCUCACAGACGACCAGCAGAACCCCAUGUCGCAGCCCACCAAGCAAAACAUCCUGCGCGCCAUGCACUGGCUCGUCAAGGACGCCCGGCCCAACGACUCCCUCUUCUUCCACUACUCCGGCCACGGCGGCCAGACCAAGGACCUUGACGGUGACGAGCCCGACGGCUACGACGAGGUCAUCUACCCCGUCGACUUCCGUCAGCGCGGCCACAUCACCGACGACGAAAUGCACCGCAUCAUGGUCCAACCUCUCCAGGCCGGCGUCCGCCUCACGGCCAUCUUCGACUCCUGCCACUCCGGCACCGCCCUCGACUUGCCCUACAUCUACUCCACGCAGGGUAUCCUCAAGGAACCCAACCUGGCCAAGGAGGCGGGACAGGGCCUGCUCGGCGCAAUCAACUCGUACUCCCAGGGCGAUCUGGGCGGCGUCGCUUCCAGCCUCGGCAAGCUCUUCAAGCGCGCUACUUCGGGCGACGACGCCUACGAGCGCUCUCUCGCUACAAAGACCUCGCCUGCCGAUGUCGUCAUGUUGUCUGGCAGCAAGGACGAUCAGACUUCUGCCGACGCAACCAUUGCUUCGCAAGCCACCGGUGCCAUGUCCUGGGCCUUUGUCCAGGCCCUCAAGAAGAACCCGCACCAGAGCUACGUCCAGCUGCUCAACUCGAUCCGCGACGAGCUCGAGAAGAAGUAUACCCAGAAGCCGCAGCUCUCCUGCAGUCAUCCCCUCAACACGAACCUCUUAUUCGUCAUGUAACUGUUUGUGUUUUUAUUCUUAUGCCCACGUUAUUUCAUUCUUUAUACAUACAUUCACAUCCUUUUAUUUCACGGCUGUGUUCUCUUAUGCGUUUCCCUUUUUUGGCAUACAAGCGUCAUUUUUACAACAGUACACAUACAAAGAAGCUAUUUCGAGAAGGAGGGUUAGGAAUAGUCUUCAUAUAACAGAAAAAUCUACAUGUUAUGAUUCCAAAUCAAAUGAAAUAAAUACUGCGCUCCGUGAUAUCCUAACCCAUAAAACGCCAGCCAAGAGAGCCCGGUAUGAAAUUUCGUAUAGACCUUGCCCGCCAAUGAAUGCAAAUGAACAAUAACCACAUGUAAAACUCCCCCUUAAUCAUUUCUCUCCUUAUACUUCAACAACCCGCAGUCUUCUUGACCGUCUAGUCUUCUUACCCUCCUCCGUCACCGCAACGAUUCGCUUACGAACGGCUUCCUGCCCAGCCCACUGGCGAGCAGAAAUCUUCAUCCUCGCCACAAAGCGUGCCAUGACAAAGAAUGUUUUGAGGGUUGGCUUGCGGUCCUCUUCGCUCUUUACCUUGGUUCGCAGCUGCUGGCGGUUACCGAGCAAGUUGACGCGGAUGUGCUCCAGCUCCCGCAGCUGGGCCUUGUUGCAAGCAUUGGCAACAUCAAGCUGCAGUUGCACAAAGCCCUUUGCAAACGCCGCAUCAGCACGCAAGCUAGCCUCUCGGACCCAACGAGCCUGCAUCCAUUCCAUCUGCAUAACCAUGCCCUUGACUUCCUUGCGGUGCUUCUCUCGAGCCCCUUCUGACGCUCGCACAACGCUCUCUAGUGCAGCUUCAGCCUCGCCAUUAGCGGUAAGCAGUCGCUGGUGCUCAGCAGUAGACUGGCUUCGGAGGAGGUCGCGCUGCAGCUUCUCAGCGCUCAUGCGGAAAGCUCCUCGCUCGGCGCGAACACGCUCAAGUUUACGGCGCAGUGCACUCUCCGCCUCGGCCAAGGUCUGCAGCAUCUCUUGUUGCUGGACGACAUCGUGUUCCAAGUUUUCAAUCUCAGCCUGCGACUUGCGGAGUGACCGUGAUUUCUUGUCUUUGCUCGAAUCUGACACAGCAGCAGCCUCCAAUACGGCGUCGCGUUCUCGUGACAUCUUUUUCAGUUCGUGCUGCAGUCGUUGAAUUUCACGCUCAUAGUCGGAAGCCAUUUCUUCCGCUUGCUGCCGCGCUUCUUCCAAAAUCUCUUCCAAAACAAUCUUUUGAUCCUCUGCAUCAUUCAGCUGCUCCUGGAGCUCUUCAAUAAGCUCCGUUGUCUCAGCGUGUGCCGGUGCAGGCUUAGCUGGAGAGCGAGCUGGGGAUUUAGUAGAGAUCUUGGCCACUUGGUCGUUGUGGAUUCGGCUCUCGAGUUGCGCAAUUUCUUGUCGAAGAUUCUUAACCAUAUCCCUGUGAGCGGACUCCUUCUGAAUAAAGUCGAGCUCCUUUUGCCUAGCGGCCGAAAGAUCACGUCUAAUAAAGGAUAGUUCGACGUCCACAUCGCCAGUGUUCACAGCUGCCAAUCGGGUUUCGUAGUCUUCGAUGCGACGCUCCAACUCACGAAUGGUUCGCCUGGUGGAGGCGCCGUCAGUUGUCUCCGUCGAAGUAUUCUGGCGCAGUUUGGACUGAAGCUGCAAAAUUUCCUGGCUAAGUCGCUCCUCUUCCUCAGCAGCCUUCUCAAUCUCGUCCUCCAGUGCCGUUUCCGCAGUCUUCCUCUGUCGAGCAAGGGCAUCAUUCUCUUCCUUCAAACGGCGAAUCUCGUUGUCUAGCUUGAGCUUAGAUGUUCGUAAUUCCAACCGUUCCUUAUCAAUCACAGCAACAUCACUCUCCUUUGCACCAGCUCGUCGUAAAGCGCUGUUGAGCUCAUCGCGCUCGGCACGAAUAGUUGCCAGUUCAUUUUGGAGACUUCGCUUCUCAGCAGUAACUUUAUCAAGCUUGGUGUUCGCUUCAGAGAGCUGGUUCUUAAGCUUAGAGGGAGAUGCGGCCCCUCUCUGGCUAAAGAAUGAUGCACCAUCACCACGGAGAAGAUUAGAGGCAUCGUGUGCAGAGCGAAGCAGUCGGAUCUCUUCACGCAAUCUCUCGCACUCCUGCGUAGCGCGUGCAUCUGAGCGGCUAGGCGUCAUGGCUGAGCGACUAGGUGUCAUGGUGGAGGGACGAGCAGAGCGGGCCGUCUCAAGGGCAUCUUCCAAAGUCGAUACCUUGUUAGCCUGUGUCUGAUAAUUGAUCUGCGACUGGCGAAGCUCAUCUCGAACAGCGGAGAGCUCGUUGCGCACACUAGUCAGUAGAGUCUGGCGGGUUUCGAGAGCAUCUUGGAGGUCGUCGAUCUGCUUGGAGAGUAACCCUUCCUCGGAGCGGUGGCGGUCAUUUUCGCUUUGUAUAGCCUGUUGGAGUUGCGUCUCUUUAUCUGAAAGUGAUCCCUCUGCCAGGCGAAGACGAUCAAUAGUGCGCUGCAAGCCUGCAGCCCGGUCUUCCGCCAAAUCACGUUCAGCCUCUAGCCUCUGCUUGUCGUUUUCCCAUUUCUCACUGUCAUUAUCAUACAGGUUGUCCUUUUCGCGUAUGUCCGCUUGGAGGUCGGAAAUUUCGUCGUUCAGUCGUGCCAAUUCGUCUGCAUAUUGACGUUGGAGAUCCUUGUCUGCUUCAGCCAUGAAAGCUUUUUCCUUCUCUACAGCUGCUUCCAAAUCUUCGAUUUCCUUCUCUAGCCGCUGUACAUCUUCUUGGAGACCUGCAGACUCAGCAUCAAGAGCUUCGUUGCGUGCUUGAAGGGCCUCCUUCUCCUCAGACUGAGAAACCAGAGCCAGCUCGAGUUCUUGGAUCCUUGUGUUUGCGGCUCCGUCUUGUUGGUCGUGACUGGAUUUGGCCUGCUCAAGGUCAUGGAUGGUACCGCGCAGCUGUUCGUUUUCGGUGUUGGCGUUGGUAAGUUCGGAUUCGAGGGCAGCGUAGUCCUUCUCAGAUUUCUCGAGCUCGCUUUGUAAACGAAUCACCUUUUCGUCUAUCUGGCGAGACAGGCCCUUUGUUACAACGGAUUUGUCGGCCAUUUCCUCCUGUAACUCUUCAAGAUUUUGUUCCACGCGCUCUUUGUCCAUUGUUACAUCUUUCAUUUUGUCUUUUAGCUCGUCGAUCUCAGUCUCCAGGCUACGGAUGGUGUGCUCUAGAUCCUGGAUUGUUUCCUUGGCUUCUUCAAGUUCUUCGUUAUCCUCCUCGUUGUCUUGGCCCGCUUUGUGUUCAGCGUCCUUGAUUCUCUCCUCCGCUUCCUCGAGCUUCUCCUUCAUUGCUUCUAGUUCAUCCUCGCGCUCUGUCAACUGGCGAUCUUUGUCGCGGACAUCGGCUUGUAAAUCUUCAAUAUUAUCUUGGAGCUCUGCCAGCUGGUCGUUGUUAUCUCGCUCUUCGUUGAGCUUUUGUCGCAAAUCCUGUACAUCACCGUCGCGUUCUUCCAGCUCGUGGCGUAGUUGGUCAACCUCGUCUCGUAGGUGUGAGUCAGCGGCGUGAUGAUCCAGCUUUUCUUGCAUUUCUACGAGUUGGCUGCGUAGAGUUUCGACUUCUCUCUCCGUCACUAUCAGUUGCUUCUUUUGACGGUGCAUCUCUCUCUGCAUUGUGACCUUGUCCACCUUAAGUUCAGUGUUUUCCUUCAAGGCAGCUUCACUGAAGCCAGGGCCGGCUUUGCGGAGAGCUUCUUCAAGAAAGUGAAUCUUGAGCUUGAGGCCGAAAUUCUCCUUUUCUAUACGAUCAAUCACAUUCUCUUGCUCUCGUAGUGAUAGCUGGUUGCCAUCUUGUAACGGUCCUUGGUCAGCACCGUUGCGGCGCGGAAGUGCCAGCGGCGUUGAAGCUACACUACUGCUGUCAGCUACCGGAAGGCUGGUAUGAUCCAUAUAUGACUGGCGUGAUGAUGAAAACAUGGAGUUGUCAAUCGUAGGUAGUGCGGUAAUAUCAUUUUCGUCGAUUCGGUCGAGUCCUGGUGUGUUGAAGAUGUUGUUUCCGUUCUCUUUCCCACGGCGUCGAACACUGUUUCUGGUUGCCGACUUCAGCAUGGGAGUGAACUCUGCUCCUCCGAUGCUUGGUGGAAGGUUCUGUCGAUCAGUUAGGGGAUUCCGUCGUGGUGUUCGGAUUUGGCCCCCUCUGCCAUCUCGUAGCUGGUCCAGCACAUUGCCAUCUUUUGAGGGAGACUGGAAGGACAGCUCUUGUGAAAUAUCGCCAAAGUCCGGCGCUCGAUCGAGGUAAGUGGCAUCGCCAAUAUUUGUUCUAGGCGUGUCAAGGGCGCCGCCGUAGCCCGGUCGAACCAUAAUGGGCUGCUGCGACGCGGCAAAAUGGUUGGUGCAGCGUGCAAGUUGUGUAGCGUUCGUGAGUUGGUAGUCGUUCUUUAGAUCGUGUCGCGUAGUCUAGUGAUAAUCAUGAGGGCGAUGGUGGUUAUGUAGCAAUACUGGCCAGCAUGAGAACCAAAAACAGAAGCGUAAACACAAAGGGUUGGCGUGGUGCAAGGAGGAAAACGGUCGAGGCCUGGUGUAUGCAGACUUCACAAACCUGCUUGGGCAUCCAAAUACCAAUCAAAUGAAGCCCCAAGAAAAAGCCUUGGUCCCGCGCGAC
Messenger RNA from [Torrubiella] hemipterigena, 7275 nucleotides. Lineage: Eukaryota; Fungi; Ascomycota; Sordariomycetes; Hypocreales; Clavicipitaceae. The record is from the annotation of a GenBank genome assembly.